Messenger RNA from Saccostrea echinata, 3210 nucleotides. RefSeq names its product probable C-mannosyltransferase DPY19L1. Bases 50 to 2179 code for a protein of 709 amino acids. Gene Ontology annotation, molecular function: mannosyltransferase activity. The record is from RefSeq and is a predicted model, not a curated record. Lineage: Eukaryota; Metazoa; Mollusca; Bivalvia; Ostreida; Ostreidae. Gene Ontology annotation, cellular component: nuclear inner membrane. The transcript has 22 exons.
UUCAUAAAAUCUCGACUAUUUCUGUGUACGACUUUGUCGAUAAACAAAAAUGGCAGCUAAGAAGAGGCACCAAAAUCAAAACUCGAGUGCAAACACAGAAUCAAGCAAUUCCACGCGAAAGAAAACCACAAAAAGGAAUGACAGUAAAGGAGAACGUGGAAAAUCAGGCGAUGUUUUAUAUAAAUUAUUCAUUGCUGCUUUAGCCAUCUCUGUAGGAUAUAUGCAUAGGAACCAUGUGUAUGGAAUGUUUGAAAGGGAUAAACAUUUUUCACAUCUGUCAAACCUGGAAAGGGAGUUAUCAUUUAGAACAGAGAUGGGUCUUUAUUUUUCCUACUUCAAGACCAUCAUUGAAGCUCCCUCAUUCCUGGACGGGUUGAAUGAAAUAAUGUACGACAACAUCACAGAAUAUCCAGAUACAAUCAAUGUCCUAAAGAGGUUCAACCUUUAUCCAGAGGUAGCCCUGGGUAUAGGAUACCGAUGGUACGAUUCUGUUAUGACAUCCUUAAACAAGCCGACCAAAAUGUGUUGGACAGUCAACAGAGGAGAGGGAAUGUCCCCUGUACAGAGCUGUGAGGGUCUAGGAGAACCCUCCUAUUUUUAUGUAGAGGCAGUCUUCCUUCUCAAUGGUUUUAUGAUGAGUGUGUUCUUUUUGUUUGGUGUGUAUCUGAGUGGAAGUGUGUAUGGGGGGAUUCUGACUGUGGCCUCAUUCUUCUACAACCACGGCGAGUGUACAAGAGUCCAGUGGACCCCACCCUUGAGAGAGAGCUUCGCAUAUCCAUUCCUUAUAAUAGAGAUGUUCCUAGUAACCCAUACUCUAAGAAUGAAGAAACCCUCCUACCUCCAUAGUAUAGGGAUAGCAAUAGCUGUGGUCAGCUUCAUGUUGCCGUGGCAGUUUGCUCAGUUUGCUUUGAUGACUCAGGGAGUCGCAGUGUUCUGUACCUAUGUCCUUGGCUACAUUGGAUCACACAAGGUCAAGGUCAUAUUAACAGGGUUACUGAGUGGUCUACUGGUCAGUUACGUGCUCCUGUUUGGGAAUGAAAUGUUGCUGACCUCAUUCUUCCUCUCAUCUCUUAUCAGCAUCAUUGUCAUUGUAUCAAUGGAACCAUUCCUCAAUAUACUGAAGUUCAGAGUAAUAAUUUGGGCAGUACAGGGUAUUUUACUGUUAUUUGGAACACUGGGAAUUAAGUACCUCAUCUCCAAAGCUCUCAAUGUCACAGAUGAUGAACAUAUAGGAGAUAUAUUUAGAAGCAAGUUUUCGGAUUUCAAUAACUUCCACACCAUGUUGUAUACGUGUGCUCCCGAGUUUGACUUCCUGGCAGCUGAGACUUACUGGAAAUUACUGAAGACGAUACUCCUUCCUUCUGUAGCCGUCGUCGUUAUAGUGCUGGCUGUCAAGUUGUUGAAGUUGGAAUAUAACCUAUGGAGACAGACAUGUACAGAAGAAGAAGAAGAAGACAUUGUUCUGGAGGGAGAACAUCGCAGUAAACCACACGCUGAGUAUGUGUAUCACAUGUUCCAGUUAGCGGCCUUUACACUAAUGGCAGUCAUCAUAAUGAGGCUGAAGUUAUUCUGGACGCCACACCUCUGUCUCAUGACCUCAUUACUGGCUUCUAGAAAGCUGUUUGGCUGGAUAGGAGGGAAGGAGAAGCACUAUGCCGUGGUAACCGUACUCCUGGCCUGUAUGACCAUCGAGGGAGUCCAGAAUAUCAUGCAUCAGUGGAGCAUCAUGGGAGAAUACAGUAACUAUCCGCUAGAGGAAAUGGUGGAGUGGAUCAAAGUCCAGACCCCUAAAAAGGCUGUGUUUGCUGGUCCUAUGCCCACCAUGGCGACCAUUAAGUUGUGUACAGGAAGACCUAUUGUAAAUCAUCCUCACUAUGAAGACGCUGGACUCAGAGCAAGGACGAUGAAGGUGUACUCUAUGUUCAGUAAGAAACCUUUGUCAGAGGUCAAACAGAACUUACUGGAUCUAAAAGUGGACUUUGUCAUCCUAGAGAACUCCUGGUGUGUCCGAAAACAAAAAGAGGGUUGUGGUAUGGCUGAGAUCUGGGACAUCGAGGACCAGAAAAACCGCCACCAAACCGUCCAGGCAUGUACCAAGUUACGAGAAAGACCCGAGCCUCACUUCAGUCGUGUGUUCCGGAAUGAUGUGUAUGAUGUCCUCAAGAUCUCAAAGUGGUAGAGCAGGGGAAGGGAGACCAGUUUAAUUUUCAUUGUGAUAUGUCUAUUACUAGUCCCUGAUAUUUUGUAUUUUUUCUCAUUAUAAGAUCUUUGAUAGCUAACCAAAAUGUAUGACUGGUUUUUUUUUAAACAUGAAAGAGUAGGUGUGAAUGAAAUAUUUAUUUUUAUCAUUUUGAAACACAAAUUGCUUUAUGAAAGGAUAUUUUUUUUCUUGCCAAAAUGUGUUUUACAUGCAGUAUUACAGAAUGUUAUGUAUAAGAUAAAGAAAUUUUAGCAAUUGUUUACACAUUUGUUACAAUGGUCUGUGUAUGAGAAUUACACACAACUUUAAAAAAAAAAUGGAAAGAUACAAAAUUCUGAGAGAUGACUUUUCACAUAGUAUUUUUAUCCCUGCUCCAAAAAAAUAAUGUUUACAAUACCGUACUUAUUUUUGGUACAUCAAAGAUUGCUCCUCAUGGAAAUUUGAUUUUAGUUGCGUAAUAUAUAAGCUGCCAAACUAUAAUAUUGUCAGAAAUCCUGUUUGAAACCCCUUUUAUGCUAUUUUUUUUAGGAUGUAUAUAUGUAAUUGAGUCAUUCAUGUCUGUUCUUUUAUUGGAACUUCUUUUAACUUAAAUUUUUAUGUAUAUUUUCUGGAUGACAAGACUUGGGUGUAGAAAGGGGACAGUAGACAGAUAAGAUUUGUAGUGUAUGUUUUCGAAAAACUUGCUGUUAAAUUCCUUGUUAUUGUUCAACUUAUUUAUUUCCUUUUGAGUUUAAAAUCUAGUUGUAAACAUUAUUGACCUCGGUUCGUUGUAAACAUGAAUUCAUUGUAAGAGUCUUUUCUCUAACCAUGAUUUACUGUAGUUCAAAAUUUAAAAAGUUAUACAUAGUGACCCAUUAUUUGUUUUUUUUUAUUGGCUGUUGGACUUUGUGUUAAUUUGAUCAUUACUUGCUUUUAUUAUUAACAUGGGUUUGUGUUUGUAUGAGAUGAUCACUGGACAGGAUUGUCUGCUCAUUUAAAGUUUGUGAGUACAAUUAUAAUCAUGAAAAUUC